AUGGAGACAAUUGUUAUUCUCGUGUGCUACAAUGGAAAAUGGGUCACCUCGAAGAAGAUGUGCAAAUACGAAGGGGGUGACUCAAAAGGCUUAAUAGUUCCAUGGACCAUCAAAUUUUCUGAACUGUUGGACCGUGUGCAUCAGAUUGGUAAUACAAACAGUAGGGAAGACAAGGGUCAUGCCGGGCAGACGAAAGAAGAUAAGAAUUCCCUCGCAAUGAGAGGGCACCAUUACAAGAAAGUGCUCAAGCUGCGGUUCCGCAGGCCACAAUAA
Prunus armeniaca (apricot) is the source of this 273-nucleotide messenger RNA. NCBI's taxonomy places the organism in Eukaryota, Viridiplantae, Streptophyta, Magnoliopsida, Rosales, Rosaceae. The record is from the annotation of a GenBank genome assembly.